Penicillium bovifimosum is the source of this 1581-nucleotide messenger RNA. RefSeq lists its product as uncharacterized. The record is from RefSeq and is a predicted model, not a curated record. The coding region runs from base 1 to 1581 and encodes 526 amino acids. The transcript has 2 exons. Lineage: Eukaryota; Fungi; Ascomycota; Eurotiomycetes; Eurotiales; Aspergillaceae.
AUGACACAAAAAGAAGAGCCUGUUCGGGGUACCCCCGAUGGUUCGGCGGCUGGCGACGACCAGUCAUCUAGGACCAACAGCUCCGCCAAAGAUCGCAAAUGCAAUUACUGCCAUCAGCCAUUUACAUCCUCCUCCUUGGGCCGACAUCUCGACCAAUUUCUGUUCAAGAAGAAGCCCGACGGACUUCACGAUGUCGAAGAGAUUAGGCGGAUUCGCAGUGGAAUCACCCGGCGCCAGGCCCGAACAUCCACUGGAAGGCACGAAGGCAGUCCCGAGGGCGUUCAGAAGAAGGGAACUGCAGACACAUAUCCAGCUUCAGAUCAGGGCUCAAAAUCACGUGAGGCUCCCGUGCGCAUGAUGUUCAACACGCCCACCUGGCAUGCGACGGGGGUAAUCAACGAUAUCCCCAAUCCACGUGCUCCGGAUGGCCCUCGUAUCGCACCAGCGCAAUCUCGCACUACAUCCUUACAGCUCCCCGACUAUGCGAGUAGAGGUGCUACCGCCAGCAGCCCGGAUACGAUGCGUGCACUAGAGCUGGCACUGCGUGAGGUGCUUGACAAUAUCAAAGCUGCAACCUCAUGCAUACCACAGCGACAAUCGCCUUUCGAUUUCGACCUACAAGCUCAGACUUUCCCCUCUUUAUGCCUGCAGCUGCUCCUCCCCCCUCCCAGCCUAUUCGCGACACAUCCGUUCUCCGCUCCGAAUACGUUUCCCCUCCAGGCUCCCGGCGCUGAGUACCUCGAUAUCAUCCGCCAAGCGCUACACUCCAAAGUCGCCCAAUGGCAGGCCGACCAGCUCGCUGCAGACUCCACCGUUCCGCCUCACGAGAGACACGGUAACACCGGGAUGGAUCCGAACACGGUAUUCCGAAACGCACAACAGCACGAGGACAGUAGUCUCCGACACUUGGAACUAGCCUUCAACCACUGGAAUUCUCUCCCGCACGAGACCCGUCGCGACGCAUGGCAAUUGGAAAUCACGCGCGCAUUCGCACGUGAAGCAGAUAAGCGCAAGUCUACCGAAGAGCAGCUCGUUCGCGUUCAGCAGGAAGCCAACCAACUGCGCGCCCAGGUCGAACGCCUUGGGUCAUGCCAGUGGCCCCGCGAAUUCGCACUCUUCCCGCCGGACACCCUCCCAUUGCCACGUGAGGUAGCUCGCGAAUUAGACGCAAAAGAGAGCCAGAUCAGCCCGGAUUCUUCCCGCUGGGAUUAUGACAAUGUAGUCGCGAAAUGGAGACGUGUCGUCAUGCACGAUAAGGGCAUGGGCCGCAUCGGUGUCGGUCAUGGAAACCCCAGCCCACUGCCAGAACCAGAGCAAAGUCAGUCCAAGCAAACUCCUGAUAUCCGCCCUCCACGUCCUGGUGAAGAAGCCACUUCUCAUCCGAACCGCUUGCGGCCAUUGCAGGCAGCUUCGGGAAUGAGCCCGGAGGCAGCGGCUGCCUCAACCCCUGCGUCUUCCACGCAGUAUGCCUCACCACACUCGCAUGGAGACCCCCGCAGCCCCAGUGGCUUGCCAAGUGUUCCACCGCUGGGGCUGCCGCCGGCCAAGCGCCAGCGACUGACCGUUCAGGAGUUGAGUUAA